UCCGUAUGUCAAACUUCUGCUUGAUGCCAUGAAGCACUCAGUGCGGUUAACAAAGAAAGACACUUCUCUUGUGAAGACUGUGAUGGAAAUGUCAGUGGAGGUUUUGAUGCUUCAACGUCUCAGGGUCCUGCUCAGUGUGCUGUUGGCUUUUUGCACUUCUUUCUGAAGGUCUUUCUGAGGAGUUUUCCUGGCAAUUCUAGUAGAAUGAGACAGUGGUGGUCAUUCAUUGUUGAUUCAUUGCUCACUCAGAAACUUGAUAAGAAGCAGUUUACAUAUAUUCUCAUUUAAUUCUCACAAUUCUAUGAGGUAGGUACCCUAACGAUCUCCUUUUGAUAGUUGAGGAAACUGAGGCACAGAGCAGUUAAGACUCGCCCAAGGUCACCAAGUUAGGAAGGAGUGGAGCUGCAGUUUGAAUCUGUCAGCUGCAUUCCAAAGCCCACUCCCCCAAUACAGUGCGGUGGAGUCCACCAGCUCACCGAGGAUGGCGGUUAAGUGCUGUUGUAGUUCAGGGAGAAGAGGGAGAAGUCGGCCACUGGGAAGGCUUAGCAGAACAGGUACCUUAGGGCCAGGCCUUGAUGACGGGGUAGAUGUGGGGUUGAGGGAGUAGCACGGGUGGAGGCUCUCCCAAGCUGGUGAGCCAUCUCAGCCAGAGACAAGAUGGGAUUUACAAAAAGCGGGUCAGUGGUAUAAGUAAUGGAACUUCUCUUAUUUUGGUGACUCCUAGAUAGUUUUAUGCCAGAACAACAUCGGUAAUCAGGCCCAUAUGAACAGAGUGGUCACCCACGAGCUCAUUCACGCGUUUGACCACUGUCGUGCUCAUGUCCACUGGUUCACCGAUGUCAGACACUUGGCCUGCUCAGAGGUUCGAGCUGCUAACCUUAGUGGAGACUGCUCGCUUGUGAAUGAAAUAUUCAGGUUGCAUUUUGGAUUAAAACAACACCAUCAGACUUGUGUGCGAGACAGAGCCAUUCUUUCUAUCCUGGCUGUUAGGAAUGUCAGCAAAGAAGUAGCUCGAAAGGCUGUUGAUGAAGUUUUUGAGUCUUGUUUCAAUGACCAUGAACCUUUUGGAAGGAUCCCGCAUAACAAGACUUAUGCGAGGUAUGCUCAUAGAGACUUUCAAAACCGUGAUCGGUAUUACUCAAAUAUAUGAAGACAAUGACAUUUCACAUUAUGGCACUUCCGUGAUCAUGAAGAAAAUAUGGUUCUCAAGUGGACAAACCUAUGAAGCGUAAAUGAUCAAUUAUAUACAGAUAAAACACAGAAGAUGCUGAUUCUAGCGUACGUUCAGAAAAAGUAGCUGUGGUAAAAGUGAAACUGCCUUCAACUCCAAGGCAACCAUUGUAACUUUACAGUUAACCGUUUGGUCAUUAAGGCAAAUAAAUUACAGUUUUGUAUUUUC
Molecule: messenger RNA, 1399 nt
Organism: Hyaena hyaena (striped hyena)
Lineage: Eukaryota; Metazoa; Chordata; Mammalia; Carnivora; Hyaenidae
Gene: ATP23
Product: ATP23 metallopeptidase and ATP synthase assembly factor homolog
Exons: 5
Coding region: 764-1150 (128 amino acids)
Biological process (GO): mitochondrial protein processing; mitochondrial proton-transporting ATP synthase complex assembly
Cellular component (GO): extrinsic component of mitochondrial inner membrane
Molecular function (GO): metalloendopeptidase activity
Source: RefSeq, a predicted model, not a curated record